Exophiala mesophila is the source of this 2311-nucleotide messenger RNA. RefSeq lists its product as uncharacterized. Bases 959 to 1864 code for a protein of 301 amino acids. Lineage: Eukaryota; Fungi; Ascomycota; Eurotiomycetes; Chaetothyriales; Herpotrichiellaceae. The record is from RefSeq and is a predicted model, not a curated record. The transcript has 3 exons.
CAAGUACACACUUGGGUACUUCAGACUGCCCUGCCCAACUUGCAGGUUGGUAGAGCGCUGCAUACCUUACGUAUGUCCAUACGCACCCAAGUGCUUCCAUUUAGAUAUCCGACAUUAAGCGAUUCCUCACCAUCACUCGCGUCACCAUCCUUCAACUCCAACGGAGGUGCCAGCCAGUGUCAUCCUCACCACCUCUCAUCAUUCCUGACUCCCCGACAACUGACAGUUGAACUGCUUGACUCAUGGUGACCUGUUUGACAUCCUCCUCCUUGUCCACAUUGUUCCAGUCUCCGAUGUCUCUCUCAAUUUCCCCAUACUCGAACUUGAAACAUCCACAAACGCCAUCAUCAUCUUGACACCACGUCUGUCUCCUCGUCUCCGAAAGGCACACAGGCCUGCAUUCUUCCCGCCUUGCGGCGUCUGGAACUUCCAUCCGCUUCCCUACCCAGACGCCAAAGCUCCAUCCCCUAGUCCAUAUCGGUUGCAUCUUGAAAGAACCUCUUACCACCUCUUCCCGCGGCCGUCAUAACCGACCAAAAAUCUGGGUCUCUUGCUUGCAGGUGACUGGCCGAAAUCCCUUCCAUCCAAUUCUCCUACUUCCAGCCCUGGAACCCUUAAUUGACCGAAACCAUACUUCCACUACUUACUGCAGUAGGCCACAUUCUCACUUGCUCAAACAGCUUCAUCUCAUGCCAGCCUCCCAACAUUAACCCUCUCAGCAAUCCCGCAACAACCCCCCUUCCUUGCACCACUCAAACCGCACCCGCAUCCUCAAUUCUGGUCGCCAACGCAUUGAUCAAACGACGCCCGAGCCCUAGCCCGCUCACAACUGCAUAAGGGCGUCUUGCCCUCAACCUCACAUCCUGAUCCUCUUCUCCCCGUCCAACGCAGAGGAGCAAGCCUGAAUUGCUUGCUCGCCGACCAAAAUCCCUCGACCGACCCCUCAUUUCCCAGCAGGAUGCUGAAACCAUCCAUUCACGAGUUGGUAUACCGCAAGACCUUUCCCAGACCCAAGCAAGGCGAUCCUACAUCCUUUUACACUCAUAUCCAGAGACACAUUGUCGGCGAGGUUCGGAUUGAGGUUCAGAUAUACUAUGGAGCAUUGGAUACUCUAGAGGCACAAUACCCUGGUUAUGAUUAUACAUAUCCCCCUCACCGCCGACGCAUGUCGAGGUAUCCAUGGCACCGACGCCUUUUCCGCGUUUUCGACGAACUAGGCCUGACAAAUUCUGAGAUCCUGGAAUUGUGUCAAUGGGAAGGCACCAGAGCUGCCAAGGAGAAAUACGAGCGAGAGGCCCAGACCGAGGUGAGGAGUACCACGCUGGAUCUUGUGGUAGCGGCCCCUAGAGGCACUGGUCCUAGGGCAGUAUUCGAAAAUUGGUCUGGAGAUGGCCCAACAGAAUCUUCAAACGACUCUGAAUUAACUUCGUGUCAGAAAGAGGAUGAAGUGGCUGAGCCAAACCACGACCAACAGCCCUCCGAGCCGACUGCCCCUGCGUCAACGUCGAACAUUCUUGAUCUGUUGAGAACAGCAGUUCAGGCACGGUCCGACCUAGAGGCAUCGGUGGCGACGACUCAAGCCUGGGAACAGUGGUUGAAGGAAGCUCUUGAGCGACAUGAAAUGGACAUUGACACACUUAUGGCCGAGAUCCAGAAUAUCGACGCCGAAAGAAGUCGAUCCGUGAACGAGCUGGAACGCGACCUUGGAUUGUUCUUGACACCAUCGUCGCCAGCUUCUAACCACACCUAUGAUCAGCUUCACGACAUGUUAGAUCAACUGCAGUCGGAUAACACACGACUGGCCGUUGACAAUGCUGCCUUGGCAUCGUAUCUUCGUCGAUCACAGACAGAAGCAGCACGAUGAGUGACCGGAGGACAGAGGGGAAGGAUACUCGGUGGAUGUUCUUCAUGCGAACACCUUGAUCGGCGACUGAGAGCAUUGCUGGGAUCUGAUUCAAACAAAAAGUACACGGGCGUUCAACACAAAGUGACGCGGGUAUGGAUUCAUGGUUUUCUAGCGUGGGCGUUAUAUGGGAUUUGGGAUUAGGACUGGGACUAUGAAUGGGAACGGGAUUUGUGGUCUGCAAAGAUUGAAUGGAUUCAUGCAAAGCCGGCUUUGCUUUUGUGCGGCAGAAACAAUUUUCGAGACGAGGUCAGCCUCUGGUGAGGGCAGGACGCACAUGUCAGUGUCACAUCUUUCGCCGGUAUCAGGCGCAUGCUUUCCUGAGACGAAUGUGUGUUCAGAGGUCGUGACAUUACAGUACGAUCGAUCAAUGAGUAUAAUCAGGCAUGAAGCCUGCUUUUGUUAGGA